AUGUAUGUAUGUGAUUGUGGCCUACAGGAUUUUGGCUAUUCAAGUUAUCAGUACACCUGGCAGCGCUCCAUGGGGGCGCCAAAUAUAAUUGAGGAGAAGUUGGACAGGGUUUUGGUGUCUGAAACGUGGCUGGAGUUGUAUGAUGGGGCCACGGCAACCUCAAUGCCAUGCCCAUAUAGUGAUCAUCUUCCGAUUAUGCUUAGUCCUAUUGUGGUCAGUCAACCACUGCGCUGGAGAAGGUUCACUUUUGAUAAUAUGUGGCUUCGUGAAGACGUUUUCCCUGAGGUGGUGGAGCAAAGUUGGAGCAAGUCGAUAGGUCAUGAUAUCAUCCAAAGGAUAGAAAUGUGCAGUCACGAUGUGGAGCGUUGGGGCGCACGUAUAAUAGACAGUUCCAGCUGCGAAUUGAGCGUUGUAAACGACGUCUUGAGGCGCUGCAAAGCUGUAGUGACCUAG
Molecule: messenger RNA, 453 nt
Organism: Ipomoea nil (Japanese morning glory)
Lineage: Eukaryota; Viridiplantae; Streptophyta; Magnoliopsida; Solanales; Convolvulaceae
Exons: 1
Coding region: 1-453 (150 amino acids)
Source: RefSeq, a predicted model, not a curated record